UUCAGGUCGUCAGCAGACAGUCGGCGCCGACACACCCGAACAGAGUACCGCUCUGGUGUCCUCCGAUAGCCUCGAUUGGCGCAUUUGAUCUGUUUUUGAUCAACCUUAAAUUUGUCCCAGGCUGAGUCAGGGGACAGACAUGGAGCUCAAGGGCGACGGGAAAGAGGAGAUUGAGGAUGUUGGGAUGAAGGAUGCUGGGAUUGAGGAUGCUGGGAUGAAAGAUCCUGGCAUGAAGGAUUUUGAAGAGGUUCGGAUCGUUGUAGAAAACCCGGAGGCUGAUGCGACUGAAGCCGACGUGAGUGAGGUGGAUCUAGAUCAGGAGGAGCAGGAGAAACAGCCGAUGACCGGAGGAGGCAGCAGCGGGGUCAGCGGCAAGGAGGCACAAGUGGAGAAGAAUGGCGCUGUAAAUCUCAAGAUCCUGGAGGAAGAGGAGGUGAAGUUCACGGGCCUGACCAAGGAGGAGCUGCUGCGGGUGGCGGGAAGUCGAGGAUGGGUUCAGAUUCGUUGGACCCUGCUGGUGCUGUUCUGGCUUGGCUGGCUGGGGAUGCUCGUCGGUGCCGUCCUCAUCAUCCUGCAUGCGCCGCGCUGCAGAGACCUUCCCAAACCUGACUGGUGGAAUGACGGCCUCCUGUAUCAGGUUGGAAAAGUCCAGGUUUUCAGCAACAACCUGAAGGGACUUGAGCAGAAGCUUGAUAGUUUGCAUCAUCUGAAGGUGAAAGGUUUGGUCAUCGGACCGAUCCAUGUGGCGCCGCCAGACGACGCCAUGAAACUGAGUUUUGAAGAGAUUUCCUCUGAGGUCGGAACCCUGGAUCAGUUCAGGGGCGUCGUCCAGGCCGCUCACAAGAAGGAUAUUAAUGUGGUUUUGGAUCUGACUCCAAACUACCUCAGCCCUUCUGGACCCUGGUUCUCCAACAACACUGUGAGGAGUAUCGCUGAAAAACUGAAGUCUGCGCUGAUGUUCUGGUUGAAAGAGGGCGUGGACGGCAUUCAGCUGUCAGGAGUCCAGGAAGUGGCCAGUGUGGUACCUUCUCUGUGGCUGGACAUCCAAUCCAUCAUCCAGAAAAGCACUAAGGAGUACCCCAAGAAGAGAGUCCUGAUCGGUGUCACAGAGACAUCCUCGGCUGAAGAAGUGUCCAGCCUCCUAGCAUCCACUGGUGUGGACCUGUUGAUCUCCAGGGUUCUUCGCUUGAAUGACACAGACGCCGCAGAGCGUGCACGCUCUAUCCAGCAUUUGUACUCCAACCACAAUCAGACCCAGCUGGCCUGGAGCCUCGGCGGCCCGGCGGACGGCCAUCUGGCCUCCGUGGUUGGACCUGCUCUGGUCACGCUGCACCAGCUGCUCCUGUUCACGCUGCCGGGGACACCCAUCAUCAACUAUGGUGAUGAGAUCGGCUUGACUGACAAGGGCAACACAUUUCCCAUGAUGCUUUGGGACUCUGACAAGGAGCUGAACGGGACUCUACAGGAGGAGCGAUGUCUGACCUGCCGCAGUUUCCUCCAUAUGCUGACUGAGCUGCGGGGGAAAGAGCGCUCCCUGCUGUUUGGAGACUUUGAGCUCCUCUUUAACUCCACCUCCAGCCUUGCCUACCUGCGUGUCUGGGACCAGAGUGAGCGUUUUUUGGCCGUCUUUAACUGGGCAACCGAGGCGGUGACUCUGGAGCUGGGUCAUGAGGCGUUGCCCCGGCAGGCUGUCGUGGUCGUCAACACCAACAGCAGCUCAUUGGCUGCUGACACACAAGUGGACCUGAGAACCCUGAAGAUCGGCCCAGAGCAGGCCGUGCUUCUCAAGUUUCCCUAUGUGGGCUGAAGCACGACGUCAGAGGUCUUUAGUUAUAACUGAUGAUGGAACGUCAUUAAAGCUGCAGUUUAAUAUGUUGACUUAAUUUUACUCUGUUGGUGAAAAUGUGUCCAAAUCAAACAAAAUAUUAAUGUCAUGUGCAUAAAUAAAUAAAUAAAAUCACAGGAUAAAUAUUUUACUCACUAACAAAAAUUCUGUGAUGUAAAUUUCUCUUCACAUUCAGAUUAAAAAGAAUAAUUGUUUAAAAAAUCAUUGCAUUAAAAAAUUGAUUUGACAUAAAACAAUAAAAAAUAUGUAGAAGCUGAAGUGUUGAACAAUCAAAUGCCACCAUGAGAAACUUUCACAGAUGUCAACGUGUGAAUGCAAUCAGAAGACUGCCAUCGAUCGGGAUCAAUGAUUCCAUUAUCAGCUGUAACUUUGACCUUUGACACCAAAGUGAGAGUUUUUAGGACGGUUAGAAUAAUUAUAAAUGUAACGUGCAGUUGUGCCCACUGUGUAAUGUUGUAGUUCACGAAAAUAUUUAUCAGUGCAAACAAACAAAUGAGCCUCAAACAUCAUGAAAACAUACUAAAAUAACAAUAUCUGAAUGAUCUGACAUACAUAAAAAAAAAUCUAAAAAUGUACUGGCAUUUUUCAGUAUCAAGAAAAUCUAAUCAAUCCUAUCAAUCAUUCUUAUUUAUUUCAAUUCUGUCAGACUGUAUUUUGCUGGAAUUUUGUGUGAAGAAGAAAAUAAAUAGGAACAGCUGACUGAGCUAAAUCACAAUGGAUUAUCCAGACAUUUGUUAUUAUGUUUCAAUUUGAAAUGUUUGAUUAGCAGCCUGCAUUCUUCUUUUUUUUAAAUCUGAAUUUCUGUCUUUAAUUUCACAUCAUUUCUGACAUGAAUUUUCUUGAACUGAAAUCAGUUAAUGUUUCACUGGUUUGGUUUGGGAACCACUGUUUAAAUGAAACAUGAUUCAGAGUGCUGUGAAUGUUCAUUAGAUGUUAGAUGUUUUGCUUGUUUGUUUGUUUUUGGUAAAAUUCAUAUUUGUCCAAAAUAAAGUGAUUCUGGUUUAUGCUGUUGAAUGUUAGAAUAUUUGCUGCUUUGUGAUGUCACAGAGCUCAAAUGAAAACUUCAUUACA
Thalassophryne amazonica is the source of this 2917-nucleotide messenger RNA. RefSeq names its product solute carrier family 3 member 2b (gene slc3a2b). NCBI's taxonomy places the organism in Eukaryota, Metazoa, Chordata, Actinopteri, Batrachoidiformes, Batrachoididae. Bases 140 to 1807 code for a protein of 555 amino acids. The record is from RefSeq and is a predicted model, not a curated record. Gene Ontology annotation, biological process: carbohydrate metabolic process; amino acid transport. The transcript is spliced from 8 exons.